GGAAGCGCCAGCUUCAUCUCUGUAGCCGCCAUUUCUUUGGGCCACCCCGCCCACCGGUUCUCCAUGUGUACACUGGCCCUCUCUAUUGCUGGGAGUGUAUGUCGCCUGAGACGAGUCAAUCUGUUGACACAUCUUGAGUAGAGAGCAAGCGUGCGUGGCUUCUCCCGCGGUCCGUUUCAGUCUAUGUGUGAAUUGAUGUGAUAGUCUUGAAGAGUUGGUAUGUUGUUUCUGGUCGUUUAAUACGGAAUAGCUUGAUUCUCUUUUAAAAGUUUCAGUGCCUGGGUUUUCUGAUUUGAGCGGAGGUGCACGACGAAGGCAGGCUGUGGUAAGGCCAGUCUUGGUUCUUCCCGAUUCCGUAUUAUGGUGACGGGUGUGUCUGUGUCGGAGGUUGUUUGACACGGAGCCCCAUGCUGUACGUGUGGGGUGUCUUUGUCUAUGGGCACUUUCGCUUUCUCGGAGCUCCUAGAGGCAGUUCGUUUGUGGAUGUUGUAGUCGUUGCUUGCGAUCACCUGUAUUCAGGCCAUGGGACGUCGUCGCGUUUUGGCAUUUGAUAUGGCAGUGCAAACUAUUGCACACUGACGUGUUUGCUAAAAUUUGCAAAGCUGUCGUGGAUGUACAAUAUAAUGACCUGGUGACACUGUGUUCGACAAAACUUGCCGAUCUGACAAGAAAACAACUCGCUCGUUGUCCCAGACGAUGAAAGGAUUGGGCAAAUAAGGUACUGUUGUUCGCAUCGUGAAUCAAGUGCGGGUACUGUGAGUGCUGUUCCACCUGCACUGGCGUUUUACAGGCUCUACAUAUACUCCAGCCGAUUGGGAAAACGGAUUCAAGGGAUCUGUCAGAGAUGAAGAGGAACCAGCAUGAGGAGGAUAAUUGCGGACACUGGGAGUAUGUAAUUCCCUGUGAAUUUGUGUCCGCGGAUGCUGUCCUAAACUAUGGUGUGGUGCCAAGUUACUUCGGCACGACCAUUCGCAGGUUGAGGUUCACUCUUGCGAUGAGCCAAGAGUGCGUAGAGGAUAUGUCAGCCCUGGAGGAUUCAGCCUAUCCAGAGGGUGAUUAUCACAGAAGAACCCACAGGACUAGGGGAGAUGUGGAUGUGGAUCGGCUGUCUGAAAUGAUUGCAAGUCGAAGGGCACAAUUUACGGGGAAUAGGUUCGAUGAAAGGUCGAAUGAUCUACACGAACAUGAUGCUAGCGUGUCAGGUGCAGGUUACGGUCUCUUAAAUGAUUCCGAGGUCCCUGUCUUUGAAGUGUAUGAGGACAAUGAUCCGGCUGAAAGUGAAGAUACUUUCCAGAGAGUGGUCCGUAAGUCGAGCAACUCAAUUUUUCCUAUCGAUUUGAGGAGAAUCGGGACCGGCGUUGGAUCGGAUAAGGUAGUCGAAAGUAAAUUCGAAGAUGACGCUGAUAAGGAAAAUCAGGACCCUAUCGUUGAGGGGGUUGUGACUUACACCCGAAGUCCCUUGCCGGAGUGGUACCCGAGGAGGCCCUUACAAGACAUCACCAAUGUUUUGGUUUCCGAUCCGGAUGAUAAACUUCCACCACCAAAGAAAAAGCGCAACAAGAACAUGAUUGAUGGUACGGGAUCAUCACUGUUAACUUUGGUUGAGACUCCACCCAGGAAGCAGUGUCUAGGUGUCAGUCGACCGACGGUGUUGAGCGGCGUAGCGUCGAGGCAAGUGUUCAAUCUUAGGAAAGGUUUUAGGUGAUAGCAUAUUCUUUAGUUGGUCACUGUUUGUGACACUUUAAAAAACGAAUUGAAUAUAGUUCAAGCUGCUGAUGACUACACAAGCGGAAGAGAGAUUCACUGCUGGUGAAUGUCUCUUUCGCCCCUGUUGACUAGUCAUCUCAUUACAAGAUGACAUACCCCUUCAUUUGAGAGCUGGACUCAAAAUUUGGUCCAACAGUCCUGAUCAUGGAUGAUGCCUACCUGAAAAAACGUGAAUAACCGACACUCUGCGUCAUGCUUUAUAGGAGCUAUCAUUAAUGACACUUCCGCAUUGUUGUAUGGUACACUAAACCAUGGUAGAAGUAUGUUCAAUUCUUAUAGUGCGCGCUUAAGUUUCGAAUCACACUUAUUAUGUAGCUUUCGUAGCGCGGUCAUCGCACAUGUACACUAAUCCCGAAGGGAAAUAUCACGAAGGUGCAGCCCUGGUUUAUGAAAAUUUUACCAUCUGCAGGUCGACAGUUCCUGUUAUUUGUUUCCCAAUGGUAGGAUUUAAUUUGGGUAUCAAGUACACAAUCGCUUGUGGCCUCAAGUGCAUGUAUCGUCAAUUGACAUAUGUUCACAGUUUCCUGAUGAGCAUUGUCUGAACAUGUAGCACAUACCAUUCAAUGUU
Physcomitrium patens is the source of this 2335-nucleotide messenger RNA. RefSeq lists its product as uncharacterized. Gene Ontology annotation, biological process: regulation of nuclear division; negative regulation of ubiquitin protein ligase activity. Gene Ontology annotation, cellular component: nucleus. The record is from RefSeq and is a predicted model, not a curated record. NCBI's taxonomy places the organism in Eukaryota, Viridiplantae, Streptophyta, Bryopsida, Funariales, Funariaceae.